AUGGUAGCGCCCAGCCUCAGCAGCAGCAGCAAGCGCCCGCUGGCGUCCGGAGGGCUGUGCAGGAGGCCACAGGCAGGUGGGAUGGGAUCUUCCCAGGAUGAGGACUCUCUGGGGACAGGGACUUGCUCCCCAAUAUCUUCCCUGCAUGAAUGCCACCAGGAUGAGCUGGGGCUGAGGUCUGUAAGCAGCUUCUCUUCCACCACCAUCAGCUCCUUCUUGAGUGAGGACCUGGGGCUGAGAAAAGGACCAGUCGUGAUCGAUAUGGGCACAAGGAGCUGCAGAGCAGGAUUUUCUGGACAUCAGACACCCAGUGCCGAAAUCAGCACCCUGGUGAGCCACACCACGGUGUGGUCCGAGGGCCUGGAAGAAACCAGAUCUGAGGCUUUUACUGGGGAGGAAGCCUUGCUUUACCCAGACACUGAAAUCAUUGAGGUGAUGCAGAAUGGCAUCAUCAUCAACUGGGAGGCAGCUGAAACCCUGUGGCAGCACAUGUUCGAGCACAAGCUUGGGGUGCCCCCUGAGGAGCACGCGCUGCUCAUCACGGAGCCCCCACUCAGCCCCACCCGUGGACGGGAAAACGUGGCAGAGGUGGCCUUUGAGUCACUGGGCUCCCCUGGCAUCUUCAUGGCCCCUCAGCCCAUCCUUUCCACCUAUGCCCAUGGCAGAACCAGCGCCUUGGUGGUGGACAUCGGCCACGUCGUCGCCCACGCUGUGCCAGUCCACGAUGGGAACUGCUUGGCUUAUGCCACCAAGAGGACGGACGUGGCAGGGUCAUGCCUCACCUGGUACCUGACAAUGCUUCUGGGGGACAUGGAGCACACUCUUGGCGAUUGGAUGUCCCCCGUGGUGGAAGACGUCAAGCAUACAUGCUGCUAUGUCGCUUUCGACCCCGGUAAUGAGUGCCUCCUCCCACCCACCAGCUGCACUCUGGAUUUUACCCUGCCCGAUGGCCAGACCAUCAGCCUCGGCAAGGAGAGGUUUCAGUGCCCAGAGGUGCUCUUCAACCCCCUACCGACUUGGGGGGAUUCCUACAUGGGCAUCCACGAGAUGGCCCAGAGAAGCCUCGACCUGCUUCCGGAGGACAUCAGGUCAGUGAUGCACAGAAACAUCCUCCUGUGUGGAGGGUCCUCGCUGUUUGAGGGGCUGCCGAGGAGGCUUGGCAGUGAGCUGGCUCAGUGCCUACCCCCCGGCACUGAGGUGGAGGUGGUGGCUGUGCCGGGACGGAGGCACGCAGCCUGGAUGGGGGGCUCUGUCCUUGCCUCCCUCACGAACUUCCAGUCGUGCUGGAUCCGCAGGGACGAGUACUACGAAGAGGGGCCAUGCAUCGUCCACCAGAAGUGCUUCUGA
This is a messenger RNA of Cygnus atratus (black swan), 1347 nucleotides long. Its product is annotated as actin-like protein 9. Gene Ontology annotation, molecular function: protein kinase binding; nucleosomal DNA binding. The transcript is spliced from 2 exons. Lineage: Eukaryota; Metazoa; Chordata; Aves; Anseriformes; Anatidae. The record is from RefSeq and is a predicted model, not a curated record. Gene Ontology annotation, biological process: cell motility; axonogenesis. Gene Ontology annotation, cellular component: NuA4 histone acetyltransferase complex; cytoplasm; synapse. The coding region runs from base 1 to 1347 and encodes 448 amino acids.